Molecule: messenger RNA, 4330 nt
Organism: Aphidius gifuensis
Lineage: Eukaryota; Metazoa; Arthropoda; Insecta; Hymenoptera; Braconidae
Product: E3 ubiquitin-protein ligase TRIM33-like
Exons: 2
Coding region: 363-3818 (1151 amino acids)
Molecular function (GO): protein binding; zinc ion binding
Source: RefSeq, a predicted model, not a curated record
AUUUUUUUGGUAAAAAAAAAGAGAAACCGUCAUCUCUUGUCUCUUUUCUUCUCAUGAAGCAUCAUCAUGAUGGACAAGGCAAACGCCUAGUGUAUAUAUUCAUAUAAAAAAAAAAUAAAUAAAUCAUAACAAAUAUAAAAAAUUAAUAUCUUCCAUAAGUUAAUUGUUGUUUGAAAUAACCUUAGCAUUAGGCAUGAAAUAUUUAUACUAGCUAAGUCUUCCAUUAAAAAUAGAAUUUUCCAAUAAAAAAAAAAAAACAAUACUAGUGCAUUAAAAUUGUGAAAUACAGGAUGAACAAAAUGCUGAUAAAUUUAGUGAUUAUGUGAACAUAAAAUUUUGAUAUUUAUAAAGAAAAAAAAAAUAUGAGUGAUGUGAGAAUGGAGGAACAAGAAGAUAAAACUCAAUCAACAACAACAAUAAUUACACCAGUUAUAAAAGAUGAACCAGUAGAUUCAGUAAAUCAAGAUGUACAAAUGCCAUUAACAAGUGUAAAUGAAGAUGACAAUGAUGGAAGAAUAUGUACACCAGAAAGUCAAGCAAAUGAUGCUGUACGUGGAUUUUUAUCAAAAUGUAUAUUUUGUUCAAAAAUAUUUAAUUCUGAUGAUGAAGCUAAACUUCUUGAGUGUCUUCAUGCAGCAUGUAGUCCAUGUAUUAGCACAAAAUUAAGAGAUCAUAGUCUUUAUGUUGAUUCUGAAGUUGUUGUUGAAGGUAAUAUUGUUAUUUGUCAAGCAUGUAAUGUUGAAAGUCAAAUUGAUAAUCUUAUUGAUAAUAAAUUUAAUGUAAAAUUUAUUGAUGAUGAUUCACAUACUGAUGAUGAUAGUAAAGAAAGUGAAGAUGAAAAAAUAUGUACAAGUUGUCAUGAUAAUGCAACAGCAACAAGUUGGUGUGAUAAUUGUGAAGAAUUUAUUUGUCAAAAUUGUGUUGAGGCACAUCAAAGAUUAAAAAUAACAAAAGAACAUACAAUUAAACCGAAAAAUGAAAUGUCAAAUUGUAAUGAUACUCCAAAAAAAAAUAAAAAAUUAUCAUUAUAUUUAUUUUGUUCAGUACAUACACAUGAACAAUUAUCAUUGUUUUGUCAAACAUGUGAUAGAUUAACAUGUCGUGAUUGUCAAUUAACUGAUCAUAGAGAUCAUAAAUAUAAAUUUACCCAUGAAAUUGCAACUGAAACAAGAGGUUCAGUUGCAAAAUUACUUAAAGAAGUUACAUAUAAAAGGGUAUUAUUAAAAAGUGCUAUGAAAGUUAUUGAAGAUAGACAAGUAUUAAUAUUGGAAAAAAAAAAAACACUUGUACAAGAUAUAACACAAAUGGUUGUACAAUUAACAAAUGCAAUAAAUACAAGAGGUAAACAACUUGUUAUGAGAUUAAAUGAAGUAUGUGAUCUUAAACAAAAUACUCUUAAUGAAAAAAAAAUUGCACUUGAUCAAUUAUCAAAAUUAACUGAUCAUUGUAUACAAUUUGUAAAUUAUGCAUUGGAUAAAGGAUCUGAUAUGGAAUUAUUAUAUAGUAAAAAAUCAGUAACUGGUCAUUUACAAAGAAUUAAAAAUCGUCGUGCUGAUAUACCAAAUCCUGAAAUACCAGUAAGAAUUAAUUUAUCACUUGAAAAAGUACAAGAUUUAAUUAAAGUUGUUAGUUCAAUUGGUGCUAUUGUUGUUGAUGGUAGAGUAUAUCCAUCAGUAUCACCAUCAUCAAGAACAAGUACACCAACAACACCAUCAAUUGACAUACAAGAUGCUAUUAAAUUAUCAUCACCUAUUGCUGGCAAUAAUACAUCAAAUACAUCUGAUUGUCCAAUUUUACCAAUGGCACCACAACAAAUAACAACAAUUGCACAUGGUAAUACAUAUUCAGGUGUACAAUUAACAUUUACUAAUCCACAAUUACAACAACAACAACAACAACAAUCACAAACACAAGUUAAUUUAAUGCAACAACCAAGUUCACCAAUACAAUCACAAAAUUAUUUACCACCACAUUAUACAAAUCAUUCAAUGCCACAAAAUAGAACAUCACCACAGGCACCACAACUACAACAACCAAGAAUGCCUUAUAAUAUAAGUUUUAAUGGUAAUAUAAGACAACAAUUAUUAUUACCACAACAACGACCAAUGGGACAACAACAAGUAACAUCAUCAACACAUCCACAGCAACAACAACAACAGCAGCAACAACAAGCACAACAACAAGCGCAACAACAAGCACAACAACAACAACAGCAACAAAUGCAUAUUGAUCAUCAACUUAAUCAAAAUGCUAGUUUACGAGGCCUUUUAGCACCAUUUCAAAGAUCAAUUAAUCCUAAUCAUAAUAUGGCUUAUAGAUUACCACCAAGUUAUAGAUAUCCAGCUGGUAAUCCACAAAUUAGAGCAUCAAUGUCUCAUACUUAUCAGCCAACAAAUCCAGCAUUAGUAUCUGGUGGUAGAGUACAACAAAUACCACAAGGACAAUUACCAGGUUAUCCAAUUCAACAAUCACCAGUAACUGCAGCAGUAACAGCAACAGCAACAACAGCAUCAAUAGCAGCAUCAGCAUCGUCUGCAGCAGCAAGAUGGCAUAUACCACAAGGUGCAAAUAAUACAAUGCAAUAUUAUAAUCAACGACAACCUCAUCAACAGCAACAACAACAGCAGCUGCAGCAGCCACAACUUCAACAGCAACAAUCACAACAAAAUCAACAAUUAUUACAACAACAGCAAUUACAACAACUACAACAACAACAAUAUCAGCUACAACAAUUACAACAAUAUCAACAACAAUCUUCACUACAAAUACCCAGUGCUGGUACACCAAAUGAUGCAUUUAAAAUUAUUUUAAAAUCACAACAAAAUAAUAUUAUGCCAAAAAACAUAUCAGGGGGUGGGACGGUCGUCACUGAUGCUUCAUCAUUGUCCAUUGGACAUCGACUUGGACAAGCAGUAUCUUCAUCAGUGCCGAAAACCCCCAGUCCGAUCCCAGGUAAAUCAGAUGAAACAGAAAAAAGAUUAGAUAAUUUUUGUCAAAAAUCAUUAAAUGAUCUUUUACAAACAAUUGCUAAAUUAGAUUCAAAUGGUAUUGUUAUUAUACCAGAAGAACAAAAAAAUCAUUUAGAUUCAUCACAUGUUGAUAGUUCAACAGAUGAAGGAAUCAAUAAUAAUAUUGGUGAAAAUACUGGUGAUAUAUCAAAAGAUGAACAAAUAACAAUGACUAAAGAUGAUCCAAAUGAGGAUUGGUGUGCUGUUUGUAUGGAUGGUGGUGAUGCUGUAUUAUGUUGUGAUAGAUGUCCAAAAGUAUUUCAUCUUUAUUGCCAUAUACCAAGUUUAAAUACUUUUCCAGAUGAAAGUGAAACUUGGCAGUGUAUGUUGUGUACAAAUAUUCUUGAUUGUACCGAGAAUUCAUCACAAUCAGAUAAACGUUCACACACAAUGAAUCCAAAAGAUUUGAGAAUUGCUCAACGAAUUGUACUUGAACUUUAUUGUCAAUAUGAACAAAGUUUACCAUUUCGUGAAGUUGUUUCAUAUGAGAUUACAGAGUAUCACAAACUCAUAAAAAAACCAAUUGCCUUGGAUGUCAUUAGAAAAAAACUAAGACACGAUGAUUCAAAUUCUUAUACAGAUUUACGUGAAGUUUUGGCUGACAUUAGACUGAUGUUUAAAAAUGCAUACACAUUUAAUCCAGUGGACUCUCAAGUAUACAAAGAAGCAAGAAAUCUUGAAGAAUUUUUUGAAAAAUUAUUAGUUAAAUGGGCACCAGAUUAUGCCAUUGAAUAUCCAUCAUUAACACUUGAUGAUGAUGAAGAAGUAUUUCCUCCAAAUAGAAAAUAUCGUCGUAUAAUUAAUGACUAAAAAAACAAAAAUUAUAGUUAUAUUUCAAUCAAAUCAUUUUAUUAAAAUUUAAAAUUAAUUUGGCAAUUUCUCUCUUUCAAAAUCAUCGAUUUUUAUUAUUAUCAAGGUAUUAUGGUAAUUUUAUAAAACUUUUAUUCGGUAUUGCAGUCAACAUGACAAGCAAAUUUAAUUGCAAUGAUAAUUUAAGAAUAGGAAGUUUAAAUUUACUGAAAAUACGUACUACUAAUUUUCAAUAACUUUGAUUACUUUCAAUUAUUUUAUUUACUUUUUUUGUUUUUUUUUUCUUUAUUCUUUUCCUCAAAAUAAACGCUUAAAGUUAUUUUUUUUAUUUAAAAAAAAAAAAAGAAAUUAAUUUUGUUCUUACUCGAAGCAAUCAGAAAUUUAAUCGUUGUUCAAAGUUUUUAUCAAGUAGCCUAGUGGUGUUGGUACUUGUUUAUAAAAUCAUAAUUUUUUGUUAAAGAAAAUAUAAGAAAAAAAAAAAUUAAAAAAAUAAUAAUUGUUAAAGAAUGAAU